GGGGGGCAUAUCUCUUUCACAAAACCGGAAUCACAUUGGCCAAGGCACUGGGAUUUUGUUUUCUUGUUUGGCAUGCCCGCCCCAAAAUGCCCACAUAAAUCGCUUCGUUUUCUGUGUCCAAAAUCAAAGGAAUCUUUAAAAAUUCUCCCUCUUCAGUUUCAUAUCUUGCUCUGUGUCUACUAGAUUGCGUGUAUAUAUAUACUAGUGGGAAUAUUUAUCAAGAGGAACAUCAAGUUCUCUCUCUAUCAAAUUCCAAAGAGCUUUUGUAGCCUUUCCCAGAAGAAAAUAAAGAUUUCAUCUUUUUCAUCUCCUGAAUUCAUGGGUCUAGUACAGGCAUGGCAACAAGGAGUACUAGAUUCUGAACAGCUAGAAGUGAAGUGAUUGGGACAGAGAAUUCAUCGAUCGAUAUUCGCUACAAAGAAUUUCUACUUUCAGAUUCAUCUUGUAGGACAGAGUUAUACAAGAAGACUUUUGCAGAUAAGUUAGAGAGGAGAAGAUGUUGAAGCCAUAUGAUAAGGAGUGCAUGAAGAUGGCCAUGCUGAAGCACGAAGAAACCUUCAAACAACAGGUGUUGGAGCUUCAUCGUCUCUACCGGGUCCAGAAAUCCCUGAUGCGAAGCAUAAAAGGCAGCCAGCCGAACAGAGAGAACCAAUUAGAUAGAUGGGAAUUUUAUUCUAGGAGUCAGAUCAGAUUGAAUCAGGUCAAUGAAGUGGAGCUAGAGAUUCAAGAUGAAGAUGAAGGAGAAAUCCAACUGACAUUAGGCCCCUCCAAGUACUACAGGCGAAAGAAAGCCGAGACGCCACCGACUCCAGAGUCUGGACCGAGCUUUUCUUCUUCCUCCUCAGCAACAAGGGAAGAAGGUUUAACGGGCCACAGAUGGGAGCUAACCGCGGCUAACCCCGAUGCGAACUCGGGUUUACGAAUAGGAAGGAAGAGCAGUUUUGAUGUGGAAGGAGAAGAUAGGAUUAAACAGCUAGAUUCUUGGCUUUUCCAACCUCUAAGUCUGAACAUGACUUGAAGAAGAAUCUUCUCAUGGACUAAUUCUGUGAUGAUUUUUUUCCCCUGUAGUUUCUUUCUUUUCUUUUCUUUUCUUUUUUGGUCUUUUGUAGUAUAAUAAUGGGUGAUGGGAAGUCUUGUGUGAAGUUAGUUCACUUGUAAUUCCCUGGCUUUUGAAAGUACCCAUUAUGGUUUAGAAAAAAGGGUACUUAAGUUUCUGUUUUCA
Messenger RNA from Rhododendron vialii, 1222 nucleotides. RefSeq lists its product as uncharacterized. NCBI's taxonomy places the organism in Eukaryota, Viridiplantae, Streptophyta, Magnoliopsida, Ericales, Ericaceae. The record is from RefSeq and is a predicted model, not a curated record. The transcript has 3 exons. The coding region runs from base 497 to 1018 and encodes 173 amino acids.